This is a messenger RNA of Puccinia triticina, 765 nucleotides long. RefSeq lists its product as uncharacterized. Gene Ontology annotation, cellular component: cytoplasm; cytosol. Gene Ontology annotation, molecular function: ATP hydrolysis activity. The transcript has 4 exons. Gene Ontology annotation, biological process: cellular response to heat. Lineage: Eukaryota; Fungi; Basidiomycota; Pucciniomycetes; Pucciniales; Pucciniaceae. Bases 1 to 765 code for a protein of 254 amino acids. The record is from RefSeq and is a predicted model, not a curated record.
AUGGCUUCCCCAACGCCCUCAACCUCGGGGUCUAUUGCAGUAACACCUUCAGCGAGUCGGAGCGAAGAUCCACUAGCAAAACCUGGCGAUGCGCAGGACCCACCGAAAAAGCUUGCCGAGUUCCUGUCUGUUGGCUCGUCCACGCGGCCAGCAUGUGAUGAUGUCCCUGCCGACGCGUACUCGAUUCUCUGGUGCACUAUAUCCGACUGGAUUGGCACCAACCUGGCAAGUCACACCGUUGGCUAUGGUCUUCGGCUUGAGUGGACGCGGUCCUUCUUUUUCUCGGCCUGGUACUCAUCCGAAGGCUUAGCUCAACGGAUGGUGAACAGAGGUGUACCCGCAUUGUUGAUCGGACGACUAUUUGCUCUAGACCUGGGUGCUAUUCAAGCCGGCAUGCAACUGAUCAUGGCCGGUCAAGGCGCCAGCUCUGGCGGGAUAGAUGCUGCAAAUCUGACCAAGCCUCUCUUGGCUCAAGGCAGACUUUGUUGUCUAGGGGCCACUACCCUCGCGGAAUACCGAAAAUACAUCGAAAAAGCUGUGGCCUUCAAACGCCGAUUCCAGCAAGUUAUCGUCAAUGAAUCUUCAGUUCCCGAGACAAUUUCCAUCCUUCAAGGUCUGAAAGAGAAAUACGAAACUCACCAUGGUGUCACCAUCCUCGACAAUGCCAUCGUCACUACAGCCACUCUCGCCCACCGAUACUUGACGGCCCGUCGAUUACCGGAUAAUGCUAUUGAUCUGGUUGAUGAAGCAGCUGCUGCUGUCUGA